AUGAAUAGUAAAAGAGCUCUUCACUUCGUUUUCAAAGUGGCCAACCGCAAUGAAACAAUUGAUUUUUACAAAAGAGUUCUUGGGAUGAAGGUGUUACGACACGAAGAAUUCAGCGAAGGUUGUAAAGCAUCCUGUAACGGACCUUAUGAUGGAAAAUGGAGUAAAACUAUGAUAGGCUAUGGUGCUGAAGACAAUCAUUUUGUUAUUGAGUUGACCUACAACUAUGGCGUCGGUGGUUAUCAACUUGGGAAUGAUUUUCAAUAUAUUCGCAUUCAUAACAAGGCAGCUUAUUCAAGAAUAAUCGAUGGAUCAUGGCCGAUUACAGCAAAAGAAUCAGAUAGUGUCAGAGUUGAAGCACCCGGUGGUUAUACUUAUUGCGUGCAUAACUGUGAUAGUGAUGGUGAUCCCGUUCGAAUGGUGGCGUUAGCUAGUUCAAAUCUUCAACGUUCUAUCGAUUAUUGGGCCGGUAAACUUGGCAUGACCGUAGUAUCAUCCAGUGGAGAGGAAGCUGUAUUCUGCUAUUCACCGAAUCAAUGUCACUUAAAGCUGAUUUCUAUUCACAAGGCUGUAGAUCAUGCUAGCGCAUUCGGUCGUAUCGCUUUUGCUUGUCCAAGUAGUCAGUUACCAGUUUUACAAAAUGUAAUGGAUGCACAGAAAGAGACAAUUCUUACGCGUUUGGUGAGUUUGGAUACACCAGGCAAAGCUACAGUACAAGUGAUUAUUCUUGCAGAUCCAGAUGGUCAUGAAAUCUGUUUUGUCGGCGAUGAAGCAUUCAGACAACUAUCUCAGAUUGAUCCAAAAGCGGAUAGUUUACUUCAAUCGGCAAUAAAUGCUGAUAAAAGUGAUGAAUGGUUCAAGAAACACGGAGGGAAGACAACAAAGUAGUAGAAGUGGUGACUUUUUUUAUUUCUCGGCUGAUUGUUGUAAUGAUCUUGCACGCGCAUGAUUUUGUUCU
Molecule: messenger RNA, 955 nt
Organism: Trichobilharzia szidati
Lineage: Eukaryota; Metazoa; Platyhelminthes; Trematoda; Strigeidida; Schistosomatidae
Source: the annotation of a GenBank genome assembly